ACAAAAGAAAAUUGGUGUCAGGGAUAAGAGGAAACUAAAUCAUAUCACAAUUGUUCACGGACUAGUAUACAGAUAGCAAUAGCGUAAGUGUUCCAAAGAGCUGUUCCAGUUACUUUGUACCGCCCUCCCUGUGUUACGUCUGUUUAUCAUGCCAACGACCAACUCGCCCCGGAUACGGUUGAAGUCAAAUAGUGCCUGACUGCAGUCCCACCGACGAAACGGACUCCAAACCGACUAACGAUAUGCCAUUCGAAAUACGCUACAUCUUAAAUCGGGUUUGAUUCGGUUUAUUUGGUGUGACUGUAGCAAAAACCGGAUACCCGGAAAGUGCACUGGAAAUUAUACACCACUUACUUGAUGUGGAUAUUCGGUCAUUACUCUAGGGCUACAUCAUCAAUAACUAAACAUGACGAAAUUGCGGUGGGAAUUUCUUCGAUUAUGUUUGUUGAUGGAAAUAUCCAGACUUAUUCAGGCUGAAGUUGAUGGUGUCCGGUUGCUAGGUGGGAACAAGCCAAACCAGGGUCGCCUUCAAGUUCGGUUUGAUCACGGGUCAAGCUAUCAGUACAUGUGUGCUGAAUCAUGGACCGUCAAAAACAGCAAAGUACUAUGCCGACAACUCGGAUAUCCGGGACUUGUACGAGACUACCGAACCACUUCCGGCUUGCCAUUUGAAACUACUUACAAUGGCGAUACGGUUUCGAACGUAGCUUCGGUCAGGUGUGAGGGAAGUGAAUAUGAUCUUGCCUCCUGUCCAAAUAACCACAGCGUAAUAUCAUGUUCCAUAGACCAAACAGUGUCAAUAAUUUGUCAUGAUUACGGAUACCUCGGCUGCUUUCGGCAACGUCCGGAGAAUAUCGGAUACGUCCCGAACUCUGUCCGAUUCAAUUAUGCCAUCACGAACAACGACGAAUGCAUUGUAAGGUGCAGUGGUGGAUAUGAUUACGCCGGAAGCUCUGGGUCAUUGUGUAUCUGCACGUUUAGGUAUCCCUCAGUUGAAUUAGAUCCGAGCGGAGAUGAGCAAUGUGAUGAACUUUGUGAAACUAACUCCCUUCAAGCGUGUGGAAAUAAUGCAGAAUAUGCCCAGCAGCCAUUUUAUACGUUUUACAGCACUCGAGACGGAUUUUGCGAAGCCCAGUCUGCUCCUCCCUCUGGUAAUAUAACCCAGUCAUAUAACCGCUAUGGUGAUUUUGUAACGUUUCGCUGCAACCCUGGCUAUGAAAUAGUUGGAAGUGACAGUCUACAGUGCAUAAGGACAUCAGAAAACACCAGCGAAAUAAACUGGAAUGGAACCCCUCCCACAUGUAAAAAACCACCCCUAGUACAACCGACCUCAAUGGGAACGACAACGAUUAUGACGAUCUCCACCACUCCCAUUUCCAAAGGUACAUCCGAUCCCUCGUUUAACUUCUCCUCACCCGGAAGUAGUUCAACCUCAAAUGUCGUAACAAGCCCAGAAGCAGCUACCAACACACCAAGCGCAACACCUUUAGAUGUGAAGUUUAUCGCUAUUUUAGCUGGUUUGAUCAUCAUAUCCGUAUGUUUUACUAUCCUUAUCACAGUUUUUAUCUCCUGCUUCGUAAUCAGGCGACAUAAAAGAAGAAGUGGUGACACUGUUCUUGAACUGCAGCCCAUCCAGUGUCCUUCACCCCCAUCUCAUCCAGACAAUGAACCCCGGCUGCGUGCUGUAAAAAACGACUACGUCAGCGAUGCGGAUCGUGGUCAUGCUAACGACGUUGCUGCCGACAAUGACCACGACACACAAGUGCAGCAUAACUACUCUUCGUUUCACCAGCAACCAAAUUCGGCUCCGAAUCUUAACAGAGCCAAGAAACACGGUUCAACUGAACUACUGAUUCAUGGGGGAGGUGACGAUGAGUACGCAUGCGCGUACGAGUGCGUUGACAAUACUGGAUCGGAUGUCAAUAGAGGAACGAAGGGCGCCUCGUUGACACAUGAAAGAGCUAAGGAUGUCGAUUGGCGUUCAAGCAAUCCCGCAACAAACAAUUUUAGGCCCACGACGACGACUGACCACGAAUACACAUACAUCGCAAACGCCCAAACCCCACCUUUUCUCUCCGAAAGACGAUAUCCUGACCAUGGCCAAGAUAUGGCGUACGAGAUCCCAACGGAGUCGCCAGCUGCUCAUGUAUUUCAGGAAGUAAAGCGCCCCCAAGGGUUCAACCAGGACACGAGUCAUUAUUCGAAUGAAACCGUUAUCCAUCCUCGAUCCCGGGCCAAUCGCGACAUUAUCUGAACCAAAAUUUAAUAUCUUUAUAAAGAUCUAUCAUAUCAAUUCAUGUUACUGGGCCAAUAUAUUGAAUUAUUUGAAAUGUUAUCAAUUCUUUUCAAUUUUACACAUGUCAGUGUUGUUAUAAACCCCUCUUCGUAUGUUCGUCAUCGAAUACAUUGAUAAUAGUGCCUGUUGUUGAAAUAUUUUCUCUUAUUUCAUUAUGGAUACUUUAAUCUUUUAUCCGUUUUUUUUUUCUUGCUCUGUAUGAGAAUAUGGUUUUGUCUUGAGUGCGAAAUGGACCCUUCGCGAAAAGUAAAUUGAUUUGUAUGUACACUGUAAAAAAUGAAGUGCUAAUUUAGCACUUACAGUGCUUGUAUAGUAACUGCACUACGAGUGCUGAUUUUCUAGUUCAAAUUUAAAUUAGAAAAUCAGCACUCGUAGUGCAGUCACUAUGCAAGCACUGUAAGUGCUUAAUUAGCACUUCAUUUUAUACAGUGUAUAUAUCAAAAUGUUGUUUGUGAUGGGUAUAUAUCAUUGAAUAGAAGAAUCCUUUUUAUGUUUCAUGUUUGUAGUUACAGCUUAGAAAAUAAAGCUCUUUAUUAAAAAAAUUAAUUAAACGUUUCAUAUUUAUGCCCUACGUAGUGUAUAUUGCAAUUGUCUGGCUAUAAUCAUGAAAAGUAGCCAGUAUUAUAUGAACGAUGAUUGUACAUUCUUACAGCUUGCAUAUCUUUAGUAAACUGGGUCAAUAAUGAGAAUUAUACUCGAGUAUCAGUUGAACAUUCCCAUCUUAUUCAACUCAAACACAUCUAGCGACCUCUCUCGGCAAUAGUUUUAUAUUCAUUUAAAAUGGCUCUAUGACCAUUUAUCUUACAAAUUUGGGGAUUAGAUAGCGUAGGCCACAGACUGUACCCCCUGCAUUUCCUUUUUAGCCCAAUCCAUGCUCUUGAAUAAAACAAUGUAAAAUCACAAA
Messenger RNA from Lytechinus pictus (painted urchin), 3200 nucleotides. RefSeq lists its product as uncharacterized. Bases 407 to 2254 code for a protein of 615 amino acids. The record is from RefSeq and is a predicted model, not a curated record. The transcript has 10 exons. Gene Ontology annotation, cellular component: membrane. Lineage: Eukaryota; Metazoa; Echinodermata; Echinoidea; Temnopleuroida; Toxopneustidae.